Messenger RNA from Benincasa hispida (wax gourd), 1159 nucleotides. RefSeq names its product NADPH HC-toxin reductase 1-like. Gene Ontology annotation, molecular function: oxidoreductase activity, acting on the CH-OH group of donors, NAD or NADP as acceptor. The record is from RefSeq and is a predicted model, not a curated record. Lineage: Eukaryota; Viridiplantae; Streptophyta; Magnoliopsida; Cucurbitales; Cucurbitaceae.
AAAAAAAAAAAAAAUUACAAAAGACAGAGAGAAAGAGAGAUAAGAAGAGGAAAGCAAAGAAAAUGGCAGUGUGCGUUACAGGCGGAUCAGGCUAUGUGGCUUCUUCCCUCAUCAAAAAGCUUCUUCUAAAAGGUCAUAUCGUCCAUGCAACUGUUCGCAAUUUAGAUGAUGAAUCCAAGGCGGGGAUUUUGAAGAGACUCCCAAAUGCAACCACUAAUUUGGUGUUGUUUAAAGCCGACAUUUAUGAACCCCAUCAGUUUGAAGCUGCCAUCCGAGGCUGUCACAUCGUUUUCCAUGUCGCUACUCCUUUACACCACACUCAUGGAACCCAGUAUAUUAACAGCACAGAAGCAUCAGUUAUGGCGGCGAAGAAGAUUGCGAAAUUUUGCGUGGAAUUGGGAACGGUGAGGCGGUUGAUCUACACGGCCUCCACCGUGUCCAUGUCGCCAAUGAAAGACGACGGUAGUGGUUUCAAAGACUUCCUCGAUGAAACCUGUUGGACGCCUCUUAAUUUUUCCCGUCCUUUCUCUAACUCAACUUUUGAGGCAUACGUAGAUUCAAAGACGGUAACAGAGAAAGAAUUGCUUAAGUUCGGAGAGAGCGAGGAAUCGGGGAAUUUGGAAGUGGUUACAUUGGCAUGCGGCCUGAUCGCCGGCAACACUGUUCAUCCUUCUUCAAACGCAAGCACUAUCAUCACAUUCUCUCAGUUUACAGACGAAAGUGAAGCCUUCAACAUCCUUAGAUAUCUGGAAGAGAUAGAUGGUAAAGUCCCGCUAGUCCACAUUGAUGAUGUUUGUGAUGCACACAUUUUCUGUAUGGAACAAUCUUCAAUCCAUGGCAGAUUCUUGUGUGCAACUUCUUUCUUGUCUUCUUCAGAUAUUGCCAAUUACUACCGUCUUCACCAUCCUCAAUUGCGACAAAAACAAGGGGAAUGUGAUGAAGUGGCUAAUAGAAACAUCAAAAUGAACUCCAAGAAGUUGAUUGAGAGAGGUUUCAUAUAUAAAUAUGAUGGUGAUAUGAUACUUGAUGAUGCUUUCCACGGUUACAAAAAGCAAUUUUUGGAUUAAUUGUUUAAUUAUGAAACUGCUAUGAUGUGACUGUUUUAUCAUAAUUGUUAAAAGAUAUAGAUUUUAAAAUCUUAGAUCCUAUUUGAUAAUCG